AUGCCCAACCUUUUUUUGUAUUGCAAAGGUGGGAAACUAAAGGAGAGGAGUUUGUCUUUUCACAUCAUCCCUGAUUGUGAAUUUGCAAUGUGGAGGUGUUUUCGAGCUAAAUGCGGCUGGGCUGGUCGGGUUUUUGCAAAGGAUAGCAACUUGCACAGUUAUGGACAAAGGACUGAAGAGAGCUUAGGAUUGGAACCACUUGGUCCCAAGCUGAUUGCAUACUUUAAGGAGAGACAAAUAUCCGAAAAAACGCUAAGCAGAAAUGCUGUCAGGCAAAUGUCUGAGAGUAAGGAAAUCAUUGCUUUUACUUAUAAACAGAAUGGAUUGCUUGUUGGUUGCAAGUUUAGAACAAUGGAGAAAAGAUUUUGGCAGGUAAAAGGCACUGAGAAGAUGCUGUAUGGAAUUGAUGACAUUAAUCAUGCCUCUGAAGUCAUCAUUGUUGAGGGGGAAAUUGAUAAGCUUUCACUUGAGGAGGCUGGCUUCCAGAAUUGUGUCAGUGUUCCAGGGGGUGCACCUGGAAAAGUUUCAAAAGAUUUACCACCAGUAGAAAAGGAUACUGCAUAUCAGUACCUUUGGAACUGCAAAGAGUACUUUGACAAGGUAGUUAGCAUCAUCCUGGCAACUAAUAAUGAUCCACCAGGUCGAGCUUUAGCAGAUGAGCUGGCAAAACGCCUUGGACAAGAAAGGUGUUGGCAAGUACAUUGGCCAAAGAAAGAUGAUACCAACUGUUUCAAAGAUGCAAAUGAGGUUCUCAAGUACAUGGGAGCUGAUACUUUGAAGAGAAUAGUUGAAAAUGCAGAGCCAUAUACAAUUGCACACUAUAGGUAUUAGGAACACACAUGAUCAAAGAUUGUAUAAUUAAAAAUGUGAAAUGAAGAAAAUAUUUGCUGGUUUUUACCAAGUUUCUUGGGGAAGCAAUGUGAGGGGAUUUUGAGGGGAUUAUUCUGGAAGGUCUUAGCAGGAACAGAAAGGCUCUUAUCUUGGGAAAAAAAACUCAGUUAGAAAAUGAUAGUUUGAAUCUUACACAAGCAGUGAAAUCCAGAGGAGCUAUCUUGGAAGACAUUUGGACGCUGUUUGAUGUGGAAUAACAUGGGUGCCAAGAGAGGGUAAAAAAGGAAAUGCAGAGUUUAAAUCAUCCCCCAGCAUUCCAGCAAGACUUUAGCAAGACUUUUGAGCAGCAGAGUAAGCGAUACCCGAAAACCACUUUUGAAACCUGUACUCAAAGGGUUCCAGGAACCAUGGUUCAACCAAGGUGGUUUCAGGUCUCACGCGCAGGUGGAGAGGGAAACGUAGUUGGGGCUUGGAGCUUCUGUUUUUGAGUAUGGGUUAGGUUUUUGGCCCGGUCCAAAGAUAUGACAAAUCAUGAAUAUUUUGACUGAGAUACUGUAUAAAACAUUUGAGAUCCCAAAGUAACUUUGACUGCAAAUUAGGUUUUGCUCACCAAUAACUGAGAUGCUGUGUAAAACAUUUGAGAUCCCAAAGUGCAAUGCUAAAGAAUGAAAUAUAGUUAAUCAGAUUGUCACUUAACACUAA
Messenger RNA from Arachis stenosperma, 1533 nucleotides. Its product is annotated as primase homolog protein-like. The transcript is spliced from 12 exons. The coding region runs from base 1 to 831 and encodes 276 amino acids. The record is from RefSeq and is a predicted model, not a curated record. Lineage: Eukaryota; Viridiplantae; Streptophyta; Magnoliopsida; Fabales; Fabaceae. Gene Ontology annotation, molecular function: single-stranded DNA binding; 5'-3' DNA helicase activity.